This is a messenger RNA of Magnolia sinica, 2590 nucleotides long. RefSeq lists its product as uncharacterized. Gene Ontology annotation, biological process: regulation of mRNA stability; mRNA processing. Gene Ontology annotation, cellular component: cytoplasm; nucleus. Gene Ontology annotation, molecular function: poly(A) binding. NCBI's taxonomy places the organism in Eukaryota, Viridiplantae, Streptophyta, Magnoliopsida, Magnoliales, Magnoliaceae. The record is from RefSeq and is a predicted model, not a curated record. Bases 91 to 2343 code for a protein of 750 amino acids. The transcript is spliced from 11 exons.
CACAGCCCCUGCAGAGGUGCACGUCUAUAAAAGCCAGAAAAAACCGAAAAACUCCUCUCACGAGAGCAGAAGGCAGCGCUUGUCAUUUCCAUGGAAAUCUUCACAGAAAACCCUAGAUCUUUCAAGAUGGAUCGGAAAUCGCCGCAGGCUUCCAAGCUCAAAUCCUCCGUCUCUGAGAAGCUCUUCGAAUUCCUCGGAAACUACUCCGAUGACGUCCUCGCUGAAUAUAUUGUGGUGCUUGUUUGUAAUGGCAAGCAUCAAUAUCAAGCAAGGGUUGAUUUAGAGGCAUUCCUUGGUGAUGAAAGUGGAAAUUUUGUAGCUUGGCUGUGGAGUCAUCUCUCAGAAACUGUAAAUAUUUCAAAAACACCAUCUGGUAUGACAAACCCUAAAGUGGCCACUGUUACAAAUGGGUGUGUUGAUGAUCUGGACAGGGAGCAGAAAUUUAGCAUGACUGGGAUUUCUAAUAACCCAUUGUCUGAGGAUGAGAAGCAGCACAUGCUGUCAGCCUUUUCGCCUAAGCUGAUUUCCACAAAUAUCGACAAUGUCUCAGAAGAAUGUCAACGUUGGUGCCCUGGCUUCGAUGCCUCUGUAACUGACAUAAAUACUGAGGAAGUACAUGCAAGUUUUUUAAGAAGUGAGAUACCCCAAAAAAGAACUGGUAACCACAAAGGAGCCAUGAAGCAUGGGUCUUCCAGAGAGAGAUGCUCCAAUGGAAUCUCAGCUGGUGGUGAGCAAUGCCUGCGUUAUGAGGAUCAAUACAAGAAGAUAGUCAACGGUAAUCACAAUGGGUCGCCUCAUCUGCUUUUGCAUUCACCAAAGAGAGAAUCAGUUUCGAGGAAUAUGGAAUCAGGUGUUACAGAAAAUCCUCAUUCAAAGCUUAUUUCUAUGACAAAUGCUGCUGCAACGGGGCUUUCUUCAAGAGCUGCAGAUGCUGCUUCCCACCAUGAUGUUAAGCGACGUGGUAAUGUUUGGGAUAGAUUAGGAAAGCCACGCGAAAAUGAUGGUGCGAUGAUGUGUGACAGAAAUUAUCCAGAUGACAUAGAUAUCAUUAAGAGGAAAAAACUGGAGCACGGCAGGGAAGGUCUUGAAAAACAUAGGUUGAUGUUGGUUGUGCCUGAUGUUGGACUCAACAAAAAGCUAGUGCGGGAAAUUGCUGUGUUAGAUAACAGUUCUGGAAAGCUUAUCUCGAACACUAAGACCAGUGAAUGCACAAGAUUGGAGCACAGUGUCAAUACAAUGCACGGACUUAAUGAUGCAGGCAUUUCCAGAUGGAAGCUGCAGCUUGGUGGCAUGGAUUCUAGUGAUGGUUUGGUACCCUUGUCAGACAGCAGGGACGGGCAGCUCCAAGCAAAAGUUCCUUUCCAAGGGUUGCAAAGAUUACAAUCUGUUAAGCGUGGUCUGUCACAGCACUCGAGUGGUGUUACUUCUGACACUAGAAGCUCAGACGGCCUGUUUUCUGGUGCCCCAUAUCAUUCACUAAAAUAUCCCAAUGCAGCAUUGAAUCUUGAGCCCUAUAAAAAAACUAAAACUCACGCUCAGUUGAAUAGGGAGGCUCCGCUGGCUACCACUCAGCCUCCGGUUUCAGUUUGUAGUUCAUUGUUGGCCAAAUCAGAAUCUCUCAGUCAUGCAGGAACUCAACUGACCAGUCAUCAGCCUGUGCAAGCUGAAGUUCUUGACAUGAAAUUGAAAUUGCAGCAAAUUGAAAUGGAAAUGAACAAGCUUCGCUCAAAGCAGGCAGAGAUGAACAAUGAUGGUAAAUCGAAUGCACCAUUAGGUGCACAGAACCAUUCCGAGGACGAUAUCGAAUCAAGAACUGUUUUUGUGACAAAUGUGCAUUUCGCUGCAACAAAAGAAGCUCUGUCAUCACAUUUUUCCAAAUGCGGGGCAAUUGUCAAAACUACGUUGCUGACCGACACAGUAACAGCCCAACCAAAAGGGUCGGCAUUCGUUGUUUUUGCUAGUAAGGCGUCAGCUGACAAGGCAGUUGUGAUGAGUGGGACCUCAUUCUUCUCCAGAACUCUAAAGGUUGUGAGAAAAGCAGAUGUGCCAGUCGGGAUCUCAAUGCCAGCUCAGCCAACUGGAAAGCCUUCUCAGCUGUGGAGACCGACUCCCCCCCUCAGAAAGGGUCCCUUGCAGAGACCGUAUUCCAGUUCUCAUCUGCAAUGGCGGCGGGACCCACAAACUAAUGCUGAGAACAGACCAUCUACCCAAGCAAGCAUGCCUGACUUUUUUAAAAAUGCGGAGCAGGGUGGUGGUGAGACAGGCUGCAAUCCUGCUACCUGUGGUUCACAGGUGGAUGCAAGGACCAAAACAGGAUCUUCAACUGAAAACCCAAGCGCCUAACUUUUUGAGAUUGCAAGGUGGUAACAUAUGAAGCAGUGGGUGCUGUUAAGAGAUGUAAUGGGGGGGCUGAGUCUCCAAACUUGAGAAACUGCAUUACUUACCCCUAGCCCUAGCCCUUUACCGAGUGGAUGAUGCUAUCCUUAUGCACACCUGUUUUUUUUUUUCUUCUUCCGUCCAUGCUUGUAAUGAAUAGUGCAUCAGGUGAAAUCACAAUAUUUCCAUAGCAAUAUUACUGAAUGUAUGUGCA